Messenger RNA from Fimicolochytrium jonesii, 2337 nucleotides. RefSeq names its product Dolichyl-phosphate-mannose-protein mannosyltransferase-domain-containing protein. Lineage: Eukaryota; Fungi; Chytridiomycota; Chytridiomycetes; Spizellomycetales; Powellomycetaceae. Gene Ontology annotation, molecular function: dolichyl-phosphate-mannose-protein mannosyltransferase activity. Gene Ontology annotation, cellular component: endoplasmic reticulum; membrane. The record is from RefSeq and is a predicted model, not a curated record. The transcript has 10 exons. The coding region runs from base 1 to 2337 and encodes 778 amino acids. Gene Ontology annotation, biological process: protein O-linked glycosylation via mannose.
AUGGGUGUAAUGGUGACGUUGACGCUCAUUGGCGUUUUGGUACGCCUGUUUCGCCUUUCCAAUCCUAGUCAGGUCGUAUUCGACGAAGUCCAUUUCGGAGGGUUCGCGAGCAAAUACAUCAGCGGAAAGUUCUUCAUGGACGUCCACCCACCACUGGGCAAGCUGUUGAUUGCUGCGAGUGGAGUCAUGGCUGGCUUCGAUGGCUCCUUUGAUUUCAAGGAGAUCGGCAUGGACUACAUCGCACCGAGAGUGCCGUACGUCUCGAUGCGAUUACUUCCGGGGAUUAUGGGAGUUCUUAUGGUUCCCAUGGCAUAUGCAACAAUGCGCAACUUAUCCGUAUCUCACCCUAUCGCGGUUAUGACUGCGCUACUGGUGGUGUUCGAGAACGCGCUGACUUGCCAGUCGCGGUUGAUUCUGCUGGACUCUAUCCUGUUGUUCUUCACCGCUUGGGCGGUGCAAGCUUGGACCGACUUCCAGGCGUCCAUGUCGAUCAGUCCGUUCAGUCUGAGAUGGUGGACAUCACUGUUCUUAACCGGGCUAGGGAUAGGUCUUGCGGCGAGUGUCAAGUGGGUCGGUCUGUUCGUGAUUGCAUGGGUUGGCUUUUCCACCGUCUACUAUCUCUGGGAGCUACUAGCUGACCUGACCGUGACCCCCACGCAAUACGCAAAGCGCUUCUCAGCUCUCGCUCUAUGCCUAAUAGCCGUCCCCAUCGCCGUCUACCUCCUCAUCUUCCAACUCCACUUCCUCGCCCUCCCCAACACCGGCUCCGGCGCGGGCUUCAUGUCCCCCGAAUUCCAAUCCACCCUCCGCGGCACCGAAAUCAAAGAAACCUACGAGGAAAUCGGGCUCGGCGCCACGGUGCUUAUCAGACACGAAGGCACGUCGGGGGGUUACAUCCACUCCCACCCGGCAAAGUAUCCCACCGGAUCGAAACAGCAGCAGGUUACGCUGUACCCUUAUGGAGACGAGAAUAGUUGGUUCAAGGUGGAACCUGCGUUGGAAUAUGAUAAUGGGACGGCGUUUGCGCCGGAUGUCAAGACGUUUGAGAGGGUUAAGCAUGGGGACAGCGUGAGGUUGUUGCAUGUUAAGACGGGGAUGAGGAUGCAUAGUCAUGAUCAUCGCCCGCCCGUCACGGACACUGAAGGACAGCAAGAAGUCUCCGCAUAUGGCGCUGUGGGGUUCAUUGGGGACUCCAACGACCACUGGCGGGUGGAAGUUCUCGGGGCUGAAAAGAUGGAGCAGCCAGUGUAUCUUAAAGCCCUUACCCAUAAGUUUAGGCUUAUUCACGUCAACACCGGAUGUGCGCUGUUUUCACACAAGGUCAAACUUCCAGAGUGGGCAUACGGCCAACAAGAAGUAACAUGCGCCAAAAACGGCAAAAAGUCCUUCACAACCUGGCGCAUCGAAUCCAACACCAACGACCUGCAACCCCCCACCUCCCUCAAAACGCGGUACCAAGCCCCCGGCUUCUUCGCCAAAUUCGUCGAAGCCCACCGCAUGAUGUGGAAGAUCAAUUCCGGUCUGGACGCGUCGCACCCGUUCCAGUCGAGGCCAGAUUCGUGGCCGGGGAUGAAGAGGGGGAUCAGUUUUUGGACGGCGAAGGAUGGGGGGAGUGCGCAGAUGCAUUUGGUGGGGAAUCCGGUUGUGUGGUCGCUUGCGGGUGCGGCGCUGGUGGGGUUUUUGGUGUUGCAGGCGGUGGAGGUUGUUUCGGAGAAGAGGCAGUGGAGGAGGUUUGCUGGUAUGUACUUCAUUUCAGAAGCCACAGGCCCAGGAACAGCCCUCAUCUUCACAGGCUGGCUUCUCCACUACCUCCCCUUCUUCCUCAUGACCCGCCAGCUCUUCCUCCACCACUACCUCCCCUCCCUCUACUUUUCCAUCCUCCUCUUCGGCACCUUCACCGAGGGCCUCACAACCGCCUUCUCCACCCUCCUCGCCUCCCGCUGGAAUGCCCUCGUCACCACCUGGCCCGGUCAAUACCGCCUUCCCCUCUGGUUCCGCAACUGGGCUCGUGGCCAACAAUCCCUCCCACCGAAAACACCGACACAUAAGAUCCGGAAACGCACCGCUAGCGAGGAGGGACUGCAUCACCGCCCGUACGAGCCUGUCCCUGUACAGCAACCGCCGGUCAUCACCCCACCAACGGAACUGAGCGCGCGCAUCGCGUCGGACCCGCGGGUGCUCGCCCUUAAAUGCGUCGUGGCCCUGGCGGUGGUGGUUGUCACAAUCGCCGUGUUUGUGGCGUUUAGUCCCCUGACGUAUGGGCUGCCGAUGUCGAAGGAGAGGUGUGAGGGGUUGAAGUGGAGGACGGAGUGGAAUUGGGGGUGUAAGGAUGUUUGA